AUGGGACCCAAGGCCGAUAGACCAGAAACCGUGAAGCCCGGCAUCACAGAUCUUCCCCGUCUUCCUGAGUAUCAGCCAAUGACUGGAAGUAUAGACCUCUUGAACUGGCUCACUCAUAUUCAGCCUAUCAUGGAGGACCUUUCAGAUACAAGCUAUGCCUGGUGGGAGGGGACGCUUCAGGAUGCAGCGGUGGAGGCGCUACGAAAAUGGACUUUAUGGCGACGCAGAGCGUCGUCCAUCGGCAUUGCCGAGCCGGACGCGUCGGUGUUGAUCCAGGGCCUCGACCGCAUCACCACGAAGGUCGUGAAGGCCAACAGCGAGCUGAGUUUCCGUGUGUCGCUCAUCCGGAGCACUUUGCAGGCCGAGAUGGAGCAACAAGCAAGGCUGUCUGUCACCCAGGGCCCUGGAGGCCAUGCUCAGCGGAAGGUUGAGUUUGUUGAGGGUGAAGGAGAGAUUCGCGCGAAGGUGCUACAGGUUCUGUCUGAGGUUCAGCAUCUUCCUAUGGUCAAGUCGUUGAUGGACAAGAUUCGGGAGUGGAUGUCUACGGCUUCCCCGUCUUCUGCGUCCAAGAGGCUGGCUCUGUUGGACUCGGGAGCCACCCAUGUGCUUCGGGCUCCUACGACCUCAGCGGAAUGGGAGCUUGCUCGGGAAGUCAAAGUCCAGUUGGCUGGGGAUUCGGUUAUGGCUAUGAAACAGAAUGAAGCGGGCUCCCUGUUGACGGGAGACCAGCUGGCCCAGGUGAUCGUUCCCCUUGGCAAGGUCAUCCAGGAUUUGGGGUAUCGGUUGUUGUGGACUUCCGAAGUCUGUGAGCUUGUGGGACCUCAAGGAGAUGUUCUACCACUCACCAUUAGGAAUGGAUGCCCUGAGGUCAGUGAAAAGGUCGCCUACCACUUGAUCCAGCAGCUGGAGGCUCAGCAGCUUCCUGAGCUUGAGGGCGUUACCCAAGCCUCUAUCUCGGCAAUUGCAAAGUUGAAGUCAAGCUGGUGGUCCUACUUGAAGGAGUAUGUCAAAACGGGUGAUGUGACCGAGGCCCACCGUGCCGUUGACAAGGCCCCCUUCUUCGACUACAAAGACGCCAUCAAGGAACAGAUGAUUACCAGAACUCCCCGUGAAGGGAUUUGGAACUUGAUGAAGAGUUUGAGAGUGAAUAG
This is a messenger RNA of Symbiodinium necroappetens, 1151 nucleotides long. NCBI's taxonomy places the organism in Eukaryota, Dinophyceae, Suessiales, Symbiodiniaceae. The record is from the annotation of a GenBank genome assembly.